Molecule: messenger RNA, 1557 nt
Organism: Trichomonas vaginalis G3
Lineage: Eukaryota; Parabasalia; Trichomonadida; Trichomonadidae
Product: mannosyl-oligosaccharide 1,2-alpha-mannosidase protein
Exons: 1
Coding region: 1-1557 (518 amino acids)
Biological process (GO): carbohydrate metabolic process; N-glycan processing
Cellular component (GO): Golgi membrane; endoplasmic reticulum
Molecular function (GO): mannosyl-oligosaccharide 1,2-alpha-mannosidase activity; calcium ion binding
Source: RefSeq, a predicted model, not a curated record
AUGGAAAUCAAGAUUAGAAGACUGAUUUUAUCAAUUUGGGCAUUCAUAAUAUUUGCAAUAGCAUCUGUAAUUAUUAUGAAGCCAGUGUACUUAACAUUAUCAAGUGCUGAUCGACGUGAACAAUUUGUUGAAGAACUUUAUGAUCAAAUGCUGCAAAACGAUUUUACACAACGUAAUUCAGGAAUAUUUGGUGAUACCGACUAUAAAAAACUUAGAAAAAUCAAACAAUCGUUUUUAUAUUUGUGGAAUUUGUACAGAACGAAAGCGUGGAUGCAUGACGUCAUUGAUGAUGAGUCUGGAUGGGAAGACUAUACGCACCAAGCUCAAUCACUUGUUUCUGCAAUCGGAACUCUUCAUUUAAUGGGAGAAACAAGAGAUUUAAAUGAAAUCGAAAGAUUUUUCAACAAAACUGUUCUGCUUCCACAAGGGUCUGCAAAAUUUUCAGAAUAUUACGGUUAUGUUUUAGAAGCGUUUCAAUCUGCAUAUGAAAUGACAAAUGAACCAACAUACGCAUCUAUGAUUCAAAAAUAUAUGUCCGGAUUGAACUACUCAGUGUAUGGUGGCUGUGAUAUGGUCGCAUUUGACAAUAAUCUCUUAAAACCAACAGAAAAUCCGAUUUUUAACAUUCAUGAGUUCUCAUCUACGAUGUUUUGUUCACUUCAGAUGUUUAGAUACACGAUUACGAAGAGUUAUUACUUGUUUGCUCUUCACAUUUAUGAUAAAAUCAUUCAAUCUCGUUCUCACGGCUUGCAUCAGAACUUAUUCAAUAGAAGUAAUAACCAAGAGGUAUUUGGGAUGCUUAGUUUUGAUAGUAAUGGCUACAGUUUUUAUGAUAAUUUAAUUAAAUUGAAUUUAUUAACGAAAGACUCUGUUAUAUCAGUACAAAAUCAUAUGAAAGAGAUAUUUGAAAUUAUUGCGCAGAACUUUAUCGAAUACAGAGGCGACAAAGCCUAUUUAAUCAGAUAUAAUAAAACUACAAGGGAAAAUAUUGUUACUCUUGAUAGUUUCUUGUAUGCAGGCCUUAUAAAACUUAGACGUGAUAUUCCUCCUGAAGAUGUUUACAGAUACGGCCAACUUUCGGAAAAAUUGAUGAAUGGUUUAUUCGAAUUCCUCAGUUUAAACGAAAAUGGCCUUCCUCCCAAGAGUGCAAAGCUCGUUGGUGACAAGCUUGUCCCAUACGAAAACGAAUAUGACUUAAGCCACAGAGUAUUAGAAGUUUUGUUCAUUUUCUACAGAUCCACACAUGAUAAGAAGUACAGAGAUGCUGCAUGGAAGAUAUACAAGGCUGUAAACGCAAGCUGCGUUACAGAUUACGGGUAUUGUCCCGUUAGAGUCGAAUCAGACGGAAAAGUGACACAGUUACACAAAGAAGUUUCGCCCAGAGUAUAUUCAGGGUUUUUCAAACUCUUGUAUUUGAUUUUCGGCGAUUCUUCGCUUUACGAUUUCGAUAAUUGGAUAAUUACUUCUAAUGGACAUCUCCUUAAGGUUUGGUCAGAUCCAUCCACUUUCAUUGAUGCGGAUGUAUUCGCAGGAGCAUCGCGGUUGAAUGUUUUUUAA